UUUGACUUUAAAAUUAUGCACUACGCGGGAACGCUUAAUAGAGCUAUAAAUACUCUGAGUAGAAGGUCUAAUUUAUAUAAAGAGAGUUAUAAGGAACUAUAUAACGCCUUACUAAAGAUAAUACCUAAUAGUAGUCUAAAGUAUAACUAG
This is a messenger RNA of Bipolaris zeicola 26-R-13, 150 nucleotides long. RefSeq lists its product as uncharacterized. The record is from RefSeq and is a predicted model, not a curated record. NCBI's taxonomy places the organism in Eukaryota, Fungi, Ascomycota, Dothideomycetes, Pleosporales, Pleosporaceae. The transcript has a single exon. The annotation marks the transcript as partial.